This is a messenger RNA of Daphnia pulex (common water flea), 518 nucleotides long. RefSeq lists its product as uncharacterized. Lineage: Eukaryota; Metazoa; Arthropoda; Branchiopoda; Diplostraca; Daphniidae. The transcript is spliced from 2 exons. Bases 114 to 518 code for a protein of 134 amino acids. The record is from RefSeq and is a predicted model, not a curated record.
UUAAUCUUUCACUGCAGCUACUAUACUCAGCUACCGUGGAAACCUUAUUCGAAUCCGUCAGUGAUUUAAGGAGUUGAAGACAAUUUGGUCGUUUCUACAAAUCGAUUCAGACGAUGGAAAAUCAUUUCCUUCCAUUUUUAGUUGUGGUGGUGAUUUUCAUCAUUAUGAACGAGACAUCAGUUAUUGCAGCAGCUGACGUUUCAGUGAUGGAUAACAAUAAUUUCGAAAACGGAGUGGUAAAACCGUGGAUUGACCAGUCGGAUCCCGCUGUCAAGUGGAAAAUCGAGAACAGAAAUUCACCUUGGGAGCCGGAGAAUGAAGCCCCUCUUCCGUUAAGUGGCUCGAAUUAUAUCAGAGUUGAUCGCGGGACUUCACUGUCGUUCGGUGUGGCUAUUCUGCGCAGUCCCGUCUUUAGUCUUUUGACCGGCACCAAGGCCACCUUUUCAUUCUCGUUCUGGAUCCGUUCCAAAUGGCCACAAUUCACAAAUCUCGAGUUAUACUUGGCCAAAAACUGUUGA